Molecule: messenger RNA, 774 nt
Organism: Besnoitia besnoiti
Lineage: Eukaryota; Apicomplexa; Conoidasida; Eucoccidiorida; Sarcocystidae
Exons: 2
Coding region: 1-774 (257 amino acids)
Source: RefSeq, a predicted model, not a curated record
AUGGAGGCGCAGGCGUCUCCCAGAUUCAUCCUUCUCGGGCGCAUCCUCCGCCCGCUCGUCGUGUCGCUCUUCCUCCUCUCCUACCUCUUCUUCUUCCACGGCAUCCUAUACCCCAUAGUGGAUAUCAAAGCGGGGAGCUUCGCCAUUCCGGGGUCAGGCAUUGUAGACCAGCGCAUGACGAUGCCUGAGACGCUGCAGAACUUGUGGGCGGACAGGGAAAUUCUCCCAGUCGCACUGAUCUUCACGUUCUCUCUCUUCGUGCCCUGCCUCAAGCUCCUCCUCUUCUGCCUGGCGGUCGUCUUCGCGCCGCCCUCGCUGCAGAAGGAGGCAGGCGAACCCGCGGAGGCAGAGAAGGUGAGCACGGUCGCUGGUCACCCGCGCGACUGCGAGGAGGAACUGGACGCGGGCGGAGACGAAGAAGUUCUUAGGCGACGCAGACGCUUGCGGGCGGCCUCGGCAGCAGCGACAGGAGACACCAGGCGCCUGUGGGGCGGAGAGCGCGAGGCACGCGCGACGCAGGCGACGCAGGACGGCGUGCACACGACGGCCUCUCCGCCCCGCUGCGCUGCACCGAGUCGCGCAUGCAGCAGGGGCGUGGAGAGCGAAGGUCUCUCCCGCGCAAGCUCCUGUGCGGACAUGUCCCUCGGCUGCCCCCCUGAGGACGCGUUUUUCUCCCUGCGUCCGACUUCUUUUUCGUCGCAGAGCGAGGCGGAGAGGAGGGGAGAGGCGGAGGCGCGGGAGCGGCGCGGCUGGUGUCUGGGGGGGGGGGACUGA